Messenger RNA from Lepus europaeus (European hare), 2626 nucleotides. RefSeq names its product pre-mRNA 3'-end-processing factor FIP1-like. The transcript has 5 exons. NCBI's taxonomy places the organism in Eukaryota, Metazoa, Chordata, Mammalia, Lagomorpha, Leporidae. The record is from RefSeq and is a predicted model, not a curated record. Bases 3 to 350 code for a protein of 115 amino acids.
AAAUGAAGUUGAAAGGCCAGAAGAAGAAAAUACCAGUGCUAAUCCUCCAUCUGGGGUUGAAGAUGAAGCCGCUGAAAAUGGCGUACCAAAACCGGAGAUUACCUGGGGCAAUCGACGUUAUUGGUCAGACUAUCACCAUUAGCCGAGUAGAAGGCCGGCGCCGGGCGAAUGAAAAUAGCAACAUUCAGGUCCUUUCUGAAAGAUGUGCUGCUGAAGUGGACAACAAUUUUAGCAAACCACCUCCGUUUUUCCCUCCAGGAGGUCCUCCUACCCACCUUCCACCGCCUCCGUUUCUUCCACCUCCUCCAACUGUCAGCACUGCUCCACCUCUGAUUCCACCACCAGCAUAAUUACUGUUUUUCAGUGUGAGAAAUGCCCUGGUUUGGAGGAUAAAGUUUGCGGCCAGCCCUUCAUGGUGGUUUGAAGACACAGCUCAUUGCUCAAGUAAACAGUGCUUAGCAUUUGGGAGGCGAGAAACCCAGCUCUUUUCCUGUCAGUGGACAGAACAGGAGACACGGGCUCCUCUUUUCCUCCCCCGCACUUCUGCAGACAUGCAGGAAGUGUUGUUAGUGACACAGAGAGGACAGUACCUUUGGCUGUAAUGGGUUCGUUUGGAGACUAGAGAAGGUUACGUCUGCAGACGGCUGAGGAGGCUGAGGAGACUUCUGGAAACACGGCCGGGUAUGAUGGAAUGCCCUGCAGCGGUGCUAACAGUAGCUUGGACACCAACACUGCUGGGUCUGACUCCUCUGUCGUUUUCAUUUCCCACUGAGCCAGAAAAUAGGUUCACUAGUAUUAACUUUUUCAUUGCAAUUGUAGCUUUGUGUUUUCUGAGUAAUUGUUGAAAUAACUCACUUUCGAAGGUACUCUUCUAAGAACAGCCCGUGUGUUAGCUCAUUUCAUUAUAGAACAACAUCUAGAGCAGUUCUGCAGCUCAGGAAACUGGAGCUUAAGGAGUAUAAGCAGUAGCCAGAAAAUAGCAGAACUAGAAUCCUAACUCAGACAAUUGGAAGGUUUGAAAUUCUAUUUUCUUUAUUAACUAUAUUGAAAUAAAUCAGAACCUAUAUUAGGAAGACAGUAUUACUGAAAUUUGUUUUCUAUAAUAGCAUGUCUUAGACGCUUUUUUAAUUUUAAAGCAUUUUUCUGAUAUGGAAGUGCAUGGAUAUGUAUUUCUGGAUGAGGCGUUUAGGAAGAUGAAAAAAGCAGGAAUUAAUUUAUUUUUAAAAGAUUAAUUUAUUGGGCCAGCGCCGUGGCUCACUUGGUUAAUCCUCCAACUUUGGCACCAGCAUCCCAUAUAGGUGCUGGGUUCCAGUCUUGGCUGCCCCUCUUCCACAGCUCUUGCUGUGGUCUGGAAGGGCAGUGGAGGAUGGCUCAGGUGAUUGGGCCCCUGCACCCUCAUGGGAGACUGGGAGGAAGCACCUGGCUCCUGGCUUCGGAUUGGUGUAUCUCCGGCCAUAGCGGCCAUUUGGGGAGUGAGCCAGUGGAAGGAAGACCUUUCUCUCUGUCUCUCUUUCUCUCUCUCUCUCACUGUCUGUAACUCUACCUGUCAAAUAAAAAAAAAAAAGAUUAAUUUAUUUGAAAGGCAGGGUUAUAAAGAAAGAGAGGGAAAGGAGAUCUUUCAUAUGUGGUUCGUUCCCCGAAUGACCACCAUGGCUAGGGCAGGGCCAGGCCAAACACCAGAGCCUGAAACUCUGCCAUCUGGGUCCCCCAUGUGGAUGGCAGGGACCCAAGCACUUGGGCCAUCUGCUGCUGCUGUCCCAGGCUUAUUGUCUGGGAGCUCAAUUGGAAGUAGAGCAGUUGGGACACAAACUGGUACUCAAAUGGUAUGCCAGUGGCGAAGGCAGCAGCUUUACCCACAACAUCUCAGUGCCGGCCCUGGGAAUCGUAUAUCUUAAGAUAUCUAGUUACCACAGUUUAACAGCUGUUUGCCUGAUUUUUAUAACAAGUCUCCAUCUAACUGAAUAAGCCAGUUUUGAAAUACUCAUUUAUUGGAAGAAAAAUUGUAAGAAUUGUAAAAAAUUUUUCUAGGUUAUGUAAUGUUGCAUUUGCUUAUUUAUUAUAAAACAAUCACACUUUUUGUUCUGUGUGUUAGUAACUGCAAUUACAUUGACAGUGUGUUUAUUAUCACUGUGAUCUCUGUAUCUAAAACUUUCUCGCCAUCCCCAACAAAACUCUAUACCCAUUAAAUAAUAACUCCUUUCUCCUCUCCCACAGACCCUGAUAGCCUCUGUUCUACUUUCUAGGUUUGCUUAUUCAGAUACCCCAUAUAAGAGGAAUCAUAUAUUUGUCCAUCUAUGUCUGGCUUAUUUUUUUUUUUUUUUUAAAUUAGUGAUUGUGAACUCUACAUAUGGUAGACUUUUCUUAAAUGUGAACUUAAUUGAGUAUAAUUCAUCAGCAUCCACAUGUUUAUAUAAUUGUUAUGUCCAUAUAAUAACAAUGAAUUAGUAUACUUAAAAUCACACUUGUACACAAUACCCUUUAAAUGUACAUAUAUUGUCUCUCUUCACCGUUCCAUUUGAACAAGUAGAAUCAAUAUAAUAGGGGCCGGCACCAUGGUGUGGUGGGUAAAGCUGCCGCCUGCAGAGCUGGCAUCCCAUAUGAGCGAUGGUUCUAGUCCCAGCUGUUC